Dissoconium aciculare CBS 342.82 is the source of this 600-nucleotide messenger RNA. RefSeq lists its product as uncharacterized. Lineage: Eukaryota; Fungi; Ascomycota; Dothideomycetes; Mycosphaerellales; Dissoconiaceae. The record is from RefSeq and is a predicted model, not a curated record. The transcript is spliced from 2 exons. The coding region runs from base 1 to 600 and encodes 199 amino acids.
AUGCAUGAAACCCAUCAAACUUUCCAAGGGAACCAGCCCGUGGACAACUGGUUGCGUGAACCAAAGCCCGUUAUGGUCAAGGAUGUCACAUUUGAUCGCUUCUCCAAUGGUGUGGCGGCGAAGGAGAGUGAGUACAAACCAAUAGUUGUGGAAGCUAAGAAAGACAUCAACCUCGCCAAACUAGCGAUGCUAGCGGCGGGUCUUCGCAACGUUGAUGGUCUGUGGCAGAGUACCGACAAAACAAGUACGCAUCACCAUAUUGCUGGUCACAAAGCGGGUAAACCGGCGACGCUCAUCGAAGCCAUAGAAGAAAAACCCAAGUGUGAGAGGAAAGAGAUUGAUGGAAAUCUGCUCAAUGCGUGCUCGGAGUGUUUCAAGCUGAGCAACCCGUGUUCCUGGACGCCAAACGUUAGAUCUAGUCGGCCCUGUAGCUCUGCUGCUGCCAACCAAGGAGCCGCCUUACUGGACGCCGAGGAUGUGCACUUCGCACGCGCAAUCGAAACGGCGAGAUCGCCGAGAGGAAUGGACCCUGGAUUCAAUGUGCCGAGCGUGAAAGACGAGGAGUACGACGACAAGGAAGCUGAUGAUCCUAGCCUUUGA